UAUCUCAGUCUUGCUUUUGACAGACAUCGCGAUAGAUUUUGUCAUUUCCGUUUCUCCGAAACAGUUGUAUUGAGCAAACUGAGGAAAAUGGGGCAUAAUUAAUCCUUUUUUUAAUAUAAACCUUCCUAUAAUUCUUUGAGGAUUUAUUGUUUAAAUGCAUAAACGUCAAACGUGAUUUUAUGAUUUCGAAUUCCUUUGCGGAGUUGGGUCGAGGAUUAAGUUAAAUAUUCUGGUGUACUAUUAAACAAAGUAAAGCCAAAGCCAUUCAUAAAACAACGAAGGAAUUCAUUACCAGUGUAAAUAAUAAUGUAAUAAACAGCAUGAAAGAGAAAAGGUGUAUGGUAAAAGUGUAUAAAGUUAAAAAGCUCUGCACCUCACGCGAAGAGUGCAGUGUCCCCGCAACUGUGCCUGUGGAAUGAUCACUUAGAAACCAGGAACCAUAGUUUCUAGGUCAGAGCAGUGAAGGAGUGCUUUCGUUAUACAAAUAAGAGUGAGACGUUUCUCAUCCUUAAUUACAUCGGCCUAGCAACUAUCAUUUAUUAUUCUAGUGGGAGAGAUUUUAGUUAAAUAUUGCCAACCGAGAAAAACAUAUCAAAGAAAACGAUGGGUGCGACGACCGAGGCUUAUGAUAAUCCAGGAUUUGUGAAGGAAGUCGAGACAUCGCUGCCGAUCGAAGCCAGCGGGAAAAGAGGGGAGAGGCUGACUUACUCCUGGGAAAAUCUGAACGUCUACGCUCCCGUGCUACAGGGGUGCUGCAAGAGGACUAAAGUCUCCGAAAAACACAUUUUAAGAAAUGUGACAGGUGUGUGCCGCCCAGGGGAACUCCUGGCAAUCAUGGGGGCGUCAGGUGCCGGCAAAACGACGCUCCUAAACUGCCUCACCUUCAGGAGCGACCAGGCCCUCAAGAUCAAAGGUAAACUCUACGUCAACGGGCGCCAGGUGACCCCGAAUCUCCUGACGAGCCGCUCCGCCUACGUCCAGCAGGAGGACCUCUUCGUCGGUACCCUGACCGUUAAGGAACAACUCACCUUCCAGGCCAACCUUCGAAUGGACAGUGACAUAUCUAGCAGAGAUCGCAUGGCGAGAGUGGAAGAAGUCAUGAUAGAACUUAAUUUAGCGAAAUGCGCGAACACCUUGAUCGGAUACCCGGGCAGACUCAAGGGUAUUUCUGGAGGAGAGACGAAGAGACUGGCAUUUGCCUGUGAGGUUCUGACCGAUCCUCCUCUCAUGUUCUGCGACGAACCGACGACAGGUCUGGACUCCUUCAUGGCUCAGAAUAUCGUGGAAGUGAUGAGGACUUUGGCCCAAAAGGGCAAAACCAUCAUCAGCACGAUCCACCAACCAAGUUCCGAGGUAUUCGCCCUGUUUGACCGGGUCUUAUUGAUGGCCGAGGGGAGAACUGCCUAUUUGGGUUCGACAGAGACCGCCCUCCAGUUCUUUGCCGGAAUGGGCAAGGCCUGUCCAGACAGCUACAACCCAGCCGACUUCUUCGUCGGGAACUUAGCCAUCGAGCCGGGGAGAGAAGAAGAGUGCAAACACUUCGUGGAGAACGUCUGCGACGCCUUCGAGAAGAGCUCCUCGGGCCAGGAUGUUCUCCAAGCAGCUAAGGACAAUUCUCAAAAUGGAAAUGGAGGGAAUCACGGCUUGGACGCCCAUGUGCAGGUUGCCAAGUCUCCUUACAAAGUGGGUUGGUGGUCCCAGUUCAAGCCUGUCCUGAACCGAGCAGUUAUGGAAAACAUAAGAGAAAUCAUGGUGCUACGUGUCAAGAUCUUCCAGGCAAUUCUGAUCGGCCUCCUCGUUGGGCUCAUCUACCUCGACCAAAACCCGGACCAGAACGGCGUCCAGAACAUCAAUGGGGCGCUGUUUAUCAUGGUCACUCAGACCAGCUUCGGCGGCGUCUUCGGAGUCGUUAAUACAUUCUGCGCCCAGCUGCCGAUCUUCCUGCGGGAACACUUCAACGGGAUGUACCGGACAGACGUCUACUUCCUGGCGAAGAACGUCGCCGAGAUCCCGCUGAGCAUCGUCACUCCCAUCGUACUCAUCAGCAUCCCGUACUACAUGGUGGGGAUGAACCCGCUGGCCGAGAGGUUCUUCGUCGCUAUGGGGGUCUUGGUGAUCGUCAGCAACGCCGUCACGUCCUUCGGUCUCAUGGUCUCCUGUCUGGCUCCGAACAUCAACGUAGCCCUUGGAAUGUCGGCUCCGCUGAUCGUCCCCCUCAUGAUCUUCGGCGGAUUCUUCUUGAAUUCCGACACCGUCCCUGUCUACUUCAUCUGGAUCAAAUACAUCUCGUGGUUCAACUACGCGAACGAAGCCUUGAUCGUCAACCAGUGGGAUGGGUUCGGCAACAUCACGUGUCCUGCGGAAUCGGCCUCUUGUUUGGCGGAUGGGGCAGCCGUUAUCGAUUCACUUGGAUACGAAGGGAGCAGCAUCGACUUCGACGUAGGCCUCCUUUUUGCGCUGAUAGUCGGCUUCAGAGUCCUGGCUUUCCUCUUUCUGCUCAUGAAGACUUCGAGGAAAUCCGUCAAGAAUUACGAAUAAAUCGGAGAGGAUAAUAUGAGGGAAUUCUAUCAAAAAAUUGCGAAUUAAUAAGAAAAAUAAUAGAGUAGCACGUGCUGGAACUCUUGCACUACUUAAAACAAACAUCAGGAGAAACCAUUUUUUUUAUGAAUAAGAGAUUACUCGACAAAAUGUGGAAGAGAUCAGGCAAGAAUCGGGAAUAAAUGUGGAACGAUAAACGACUAAAAAAAUUCUUCAAGAAUUAUAAAUCGAUAACAGAAAAUCAACAAGACUUCGAAAUCCACCAAGAAACGUGGAUUUAUUAAAAAUAAUCAACAUGGCUUUGGAAAAAUCCAUAGGUACUUAAGACAAUGAGAAAACAACAAACCAAAUAAACAAAUCCUUCAAUAUCCAGAAAACCUGUCAGUUUUGACCAAAUAAAUAAAAUAAUAUGAUUACCAAUGGAAUUCUUACCGACAGGUAGCCGAGUCUUUAAUUUUACCUAUUACAUGAAAAAUUAUUUUCAAAAUAUUUUCCGGAUUUUGCUCCUAAUUAGUGACGAUUUGAAACGCGGACGCCACCGUGGCCGACAGACCGAGAGUUCUCUGUGUGGUUACGAUACCACCCAAACAUCAACUAAGCUCAGCACUCAAUUAUCAGUAAGCUAUUCCCAAAUUUAUUGCAACAGAGUAAUGUAUAUGCUUCAUAUUUACAAAACGGGCGACCAAUAGAACGAGACGAAAUAAAAGAAUGUAGGGUUGUGGUGGACGGUACCGAUACUCUUGCCUGAAUGCAAAUUUGGAUUGCAUUAAAUUGUCAAGAAAUUCCAUGACGUUAAGUGCUUUUUCGAUAGAUAGAAAGAGGGUUCAUCUUAAUUAUCUAAGUAACUUAUUGAACUCUUGCUCUAAGUCAUAGAAACUCAAACAUUAAGUUGCUUUCAAAUCACAGAGGGUCGAUAAUAACUGUAGAUUUUGUCUAUAGAGAAGUUCUAUGUAGUUUAGUGUGUUGCCACCAGGACGGCGCUUUUUGCAGUCUUGCAGUUACAGUGGGGUAGACUGUUAAGUGCGUCUUGGCGUUUGUAUUUUUUCGCUCAUUAUCUUAAUAGUGGAACGUUUUGCGGCUUAUAAUUACAAGUGGGUACAGGAGUUCUUCAGGGAGAAAUGGGAUAACAUUUUUCAGGUGGCAGCUUUCGACACUUGACAGAAACACACUCACCAACACUUCGACUCCGACUCUCACUCCAACCUCUUCAAAAUGGUGGUCACAUCCCGUAUGCUCGCUGCCCACACCAACGGCUACCCAAUUGACGCCAAGGCGAGGUUCUGGUCCAACUACUACAGGUCACUGAAAGGCCUCCCUCCCGUCGAAUACUACUGGGACUACAGAUAUCAGCAAAGAAGAACAUCGCCCCCGCGUUUCCGAGAUGUUACCUUUCCGUGGUGGCACCUCAUCCCCGAGCUCAGGCCCGAUGACCUACCCAAAGACUACAUACCCGCUCGUUCUAAACACGAUCUCACCCUCCGUCCGUCCUUCUUGUCACCUGUGAAGAAGAAGUACAUCUGGACCACACACCCACAGCGGAAGAACUAUUACCUCUAGUAAGCAUGAAGAGAACGAGGUGAUGGACUCUGUACGCUGUGGUGCAAAGGAAGUGAUUUAUUUUUCUCUAUAGAGUAUAUUGGAGAUAUAUUAUUGUUAUUAUAAUCAUAUUAGCAUAGAUUAAAGAGCUCCUGUGUUUUAUAUAUUAUAUACAUGCUGAAAUACUAAGGCUUCAUCAUGGCAUAUACGAUUGUUUAAUGGGGUUUCUAGUUUGGUUCCUCGUAAAUUGUACAAAAUACAUAAAAGUGACGUGUUAUACUACACGCUCGCCUUGUGUAUGUAAAUGCAUAAGUACAGGCACAUAAAUAGUCCUAUUUACUUCAAAAGAAAAUCUGUAUGCCUGCAUGUCCAUUAUUCCCAGCGCAGAAACAUUCUUCAGAUGUCUGGAAUGUUUUUGACACCUGUCAGUAAUGCCAACAGUAUAGUAUGUCCAGUAGGCCUAGUGCCAGAUGAAUCAAGGAACCGUCAAAGUGUGAACAAAGAACAGAAGCCUGAUGAAAAUGGGUAUAUCUCGAGUGAAAAAAAAGUUUUUUGAUCAUCACGUAUAUCUUAUAUUAUAUCUAAGACUACACUAACGUGUGUUGAGGUUGUUCCGAUAAUUUUCCCGUUUAUUUUCGAACCUUUCAUUUCUGUGAUAUUUUCUUGUGUUCUCCUUUUAACUUCUCAGUAAUACGUUUAGUUUGGUCAUUUUUUCCCCUCCGGUUUCUUUAACUCUUAUUUAGAGGAUUAACUGUUCUCAGUUAACCAUCUACAAAUUCAAGGGAAACCUAGGCCUAUUCGAGGCAGAUGAGCUGACAAAUCCUCCGCCAAAAGUCAUUUAUUGUUCUGUUUUCUACUCCUAAGCUUGAGUUUCUCCCUUUUAUUUCUCCAUUUUGUCAACGAAGAUCAACUUUAUACAAAGGAUAUCUAUUCCUGUAGCCUCUGUUUAUGGCGAUCAUUCGACUUUAUAUUGGAAGAAAAUAUAGAUCUAUGAACUA
Molecule: messenger RNA, 5072 nt
Organism: Macrobrachium nipponense
Lineage: Eukaryota; Metazoa; Arthropoda; Malacostraca; Decapoda; Palaemonidae
Product: protein white-like
Exons: 18
Coding region: 604-2538 (644 amino acids)
Biological process (GO): transmembrane transport
Cellular component (GO): cytoplasmic vesicle membrane; plasma membrane
Molecular function (GO): ABC-type transporter activity; ATP hydrolysis activity; ATP binding
Source: RefSeq, a predicted model, not a curated record